Cicer arietinum (chickpea) is the source of this 1215-nucleotide messenger RNA. NCBI's taxonomy places the organism in Eukaryota, Viridiplantae, Streptophyta, Magnoliopsida, Fabales, Fabaceae. The record is from RefSeq and is a predicted model, not a curated record.
AUGGAUAUAGAUGAAUUAAUCAGCCACCAAACAAAUGUCUCCCUAAACAUUACGAAACAUUUGUUCUCAAAAGAAGAAUGUAAGAAUAAGAACAUUGUAUUUUCACCCUUGUCACUUCAAGUUACGCUUAGUAUUGUUGCUAACGGCACUGAGGGGCCCGCACAACAUCAACUUUUGUCUUUUCUUGGAUUUAAAUCCAUCGAACGUCUCAAUUCCUUUGUCUCUCAGCUCAUUUUCAUUGUGUUCUCUAGUGCUUCUCACGUUGGUGGGCCCCAUCUUUCUUUUGUCAAUGGUGUGUGGGUUCAAGAAUCUCUUUCUCUCUAUCCUUCCUUCAAAGAAAUUGUGACUUGUGAUUAUAAUGCUGCAUUGACUUUCGUUGAUUUCCUAACCAAGGUAUAUGAAGUGAGAAAUGAAGUGAAUUUAUGGGCAGAAAAAAUGACAAACGGAUUCAUAAAAAGUCUAAUUCCAGCAAGGUCAAUUAAAAACACAAGUGAAUUAAUCUUCGCAAAUGCACUAUACUUCAAAGGAAAAUGGGAUCAGGAUUUUGAUACUUCAAAAACGAAAGAAUAUGAUUUCCACCUUCUCAAUGGAAAUUCAGUCAAAGUACCCUUCAUGACCAGUACUAAUGACCACCAGCGUAUUAGUGUUUUCGAUGGUUUUAAAGUUGUUGGUCUUGAUUAUAAACAUGGAAACGAUAGGCGUAGAUUCUUUAUGUACAUUUUUCUUCCAGAUACAAAAGAUGGCCUCUCGUCUUUGAUUGAGAAGGUAACUUCUGACUCUGACUUUAUCAAACACAAGCUUCCUUUUUCAAACGUCAAAGUAGGUGACUUCAGAAUUCCAACAUUCAAAAUAUCAUAUGGAGUUGAAAAUUUGAUGAAUGUGGUAAUGGAACUAGGAGUUGUUCUACCAUUUUCUCCUCCCGGAGGUAUGACAAAAUUGGUGGACUCUUUUAUAGGAAAACACAAUUUUGUUACCAACAUACAUCAUAAGUCUUUCAUUGAAGUAAAUGAAGAAGGCACUAGACCUGAUUAUAGGAUGGAUCACUUUUGUAUAGCUUCGGGUUAUCGAGAUGAUCACAUUCCACCUCGAAUAGACUUUGUAGCUGACCAUCCUUUCUUCUUUCUAAUUAGGGAAGAUCUUACAGAAACGAUACUCUUUACUGGUCAGGUGCUCAAUCCCCUUUAUGGCUGUAAGGGCACAUGGAGUAUGGUAUAG